CAACAAUAAUCAAAAGUCUAAUUUAUCAGCUGGUUUUAAACGAAAGUCAAUUGGAAAUUUUUCGAUAAAUAAUGGACAAUCAAAAUCGACUUUAUCUAAUCCACUACAUGAAGACUCAAUGUCAAAUUCUUUGUCAUCAUCAUCGACAACAUCUACAGUAACCUUACUUGAAAAACCCAAAAAAAUGAGGAGAGCAUCUUCAUCGUCAACAUCAUCGUCACAAUCCGUUCAAUCACAGGCUCCAGCGAGCUUACCAACCUGCUCAAAAUCACCUUCGCCUGUACCUCUCUCUCCAACAUUGGUGCCUCAAAAGUCACCACCUGAAGGACGUAAGGCCUCCAUGUCUUUGAAUCUUUUCAAGUCCGUGUCUGACGAAAAAAAAGCACCUCAGUUUACUUUAAGUGAAAUUAGUUCUUCAACCGCAACGCGCAUUGAACAAUCUGGAACCGAUUAUUUCAGCGCUCCGUUAUGUUCCUUGAACAAACAAGAGAAAAAUUCAGAAUCUUGUACUAUCACUUCAGAUGACGAUUUGGAUGACGAAGAUUGUUCGGAUUACGGCGAGAAAGACGUAUUCCAGCCAGAAUCGCCGCGAGCCGUUCCAUUGACACCAUUUGCUAAUCAGGUUGGAGGUCACACUUCUUUCUUCCGAUUCUCGAAGAAAGCUGUUUGCAAGCCAUUAUGUCGACAAGAAAAUCUCUUCUAUGAAACACUGGAAACGCAACAUCCGGAAUUAUUGCCAUAUGUCCCUAAGUAUCUUGGUGUCUUGAACGUCACGUACAAAUGUCAAGGAACAAAUCGAUUGCCAGAAGUUGUGAUCGAACAAAACAAACACAUUCUGCCGCGAUGGAUGUUUAAUAAAGUAUUUGGUAAUGAUGAAAAUAAGGAUGAAAAGAAAUGGCUUAAUGAAGGAUUGCGUGGAUCAACCAGAGUCAACAAUAAAUUAAAGGAAGAAGUGCUCAGAGAGGUGUUAUCUCCUCGCGCAAUUCGUUCAAAGAUACGUCAAGUACGUGCUUUACAAAAAGAACCAUCUUUAAAGCGACGGCAUUCCACUCUAAGCUUAUCUUCACUCACAAAGUCAAAGAAUGAUUCAAAAGAAAUGUCACGUAGCUUUACAGAAAUUAAAAUGAUCACAAAACAACUAUCUUGCUCCCGAUCAGAAGAAAACUAUGAGACGACACCUCAAGAAUCCGAACAUUGGGAAACGAACAAUCCAUGGUCACUACAUUGCCUAACUGCUCAGCUCUCAAAAUCAAAUGUUCAAGAAGAAAAAUUAGAACAAUUCAUACUUUUAGAAGAUCUUACAGGCGGAUUAAAAUAUCCGUGUGUAUUAGAUCUUAAGAUGGGCACUCGACAAUUUGGAAUUGAUGCCACGCCCAGUAAAAGAGACAGCCAGAUGAAAAAGUGUGCAAAAACUACUAGCAAAACCUUGGGUGUACGUAUUUGCGGAAUGCAGGCAAGUAUCUAUUUUUCAUUAGGGGGAUUGGUAUAUAAGACAACAAAGAAUACAUUCGAUUUUACGGAUAAAUAUCAAGGAAGAAAAUUAAAUGCAUCUUCUUUCCGUGAAGCUCUCGGUGAAUUUCUAAACAAUGGACAAGGAGUAUUAGUGCAUCACAUACCAACCAUAAUACGUAAACUACGCAAUCUCGCUCGUAUUAUUCGCAGUUUAAGCGGAUAUCGAUUCUAUGCAAGCAGUCUUCUACUAAUAUAUGACGGAGACCCACAAAACUCGCAAGAGAUAGAUAUAAGGUUAAUCGACUUUGCACAUUGUACGACUGGAGACGACUAUACGAAAGAAGAGUGUCAUUACCCACCUUCUAAUCCUUCUUCCUUCGAUACUGGAUAUAUGCUUGGACUGAAAAAUCUGGUAAAAGCAUUCACAUCGAUAUAUUAUUCCCAUACCGGAGUAAACUUGGAAGACGAAAACGACACAGUGUUCGACGGAAUAUCUUCUAAUGAAUUAUCGAGUAAAGAGUGUUCUAUGAUAAAACUCGCAACUGCCACUUGA
This is a messenger RNA of Ambispora leptoticha, 2005 nucleotides long. Lineage: Eukaryota; Fungi; Glomeromycota; Glomeromycetes; Archaeosporales; Ambisporaceae. The record is from the annotation of a GenBank genome assembly.